CCCGGGAGGGGCCCUCCCGGAUGCACCGGGAGCUGCCGGCAGCGCGCAGGGAGCGGGGAUCGCCUGGGGUCCCGCACGGCCCCGCACGGCCCCGGGGGCCGGGAGCCUCGGGACGGCGGUACCGGGCGGUACCGGGCGGUACCGGGCGGGCCCACCCCCCCCCGGAAUGCCGCCAGCCCCCCGCCGAGCCCGGCCGGGGCCGCGCCUGCCCUGAGCCAUGUGGGCGCGGGGUCCCCCCGAGCCCCGGCGGCGCUGCUGGCUCCGGGCGGUGCGGAGGCGGCUGCCGGUCCUGGGCUGGCUGCCCCGCUACUCGCCGGGCUGGCUGCAGCUCGACCUGAUCGCCGGCGUGACCGUGGGCCUCACGGUGGUGCCGCAGGCGCUGGCGUACGCCGAAGUGGCCGGCCUGCCCCCGCAGUACGGCCUUUAUUCCUCCUUCGUGGGCUGCUUUGUCUACUGCUUCCUGGGAACUGCCAAGGACGUGACGCUGGGUCCCACGGCCAUCAUGUCGCUGCUCGUCUCCUCUUACGCCUUCCACGACCCUGUCUAUGCCGUGCUGCUCACCUUCCUGGCUGGCUGCAUCCAGCUGGCCAUGGGGCUCCUGCACCUCGGUUUCCUGCUGGACUUCAUCUCCUGCCCGGUCAUAAAAGGCUUUACAUCGGCUGCCUCCAUCACUAUUAGCUUCAACCAGGUCAAGAACAUCCUGGGGCUGCACGGGAUCCCUCGGCAGUUUUUCCUGCAGGUGUAUGAAACGCUGGGGAGGAUCGGGGAGACCAGGCCUGGGGAUGCCAUCCUGGGGCUGGCCUGCCUGGCCGCACUUGCAGGGCUGCGGGUGAUGAAGAGCCGCCUGCCCCCCGCUGCCCGCACGGAGCCGCUGGCCACCAGGGCCAGCUACCUGAUCGUCUGGACCUGCGCCACCGCACGCAAUGCCCUCGUGGUCCUGUUUGCUGGGCUGGUGGCUUACUGCUUCCAGCUGCGGGGCUCCCAGCCGCUGACGCUCACCGGCAGCAUCCCCCGCGGCCUCCCCCCCUGCCGGCUGCCGCCCUUCUCCAAGGCUGUGCCCAACGGCACCGUGCCCUUCGGGACGAUGGUGGAGGACAUGGGAGUCGGGCUGGCCGUGGUCCCGCUCAUGGGCCUGCUGGAGACCGUUGCGAUUGGCAAGGCUUUUGCCUCGCAGAACGACUACAGGAUUGACCCCAACCAGGAGCUGCUGGCUAUGGGCUUUGCCAACGUCCUGGGCUCCUUCUUCUCAUCGUAUCCCGUCACAGGAAGCUUUGGCCGGACGGCGGUGAACGCGCAGACGGGCGUCUGCACCCCGGCGGGAGGGCUGGUCACAGGCGCCCUGGUGCUGCUCUCGCUGGCGUACCUCACCUCGCUCUUCUACUACAUCCCCAAAGCGGCGCUGGCUGCCGUCAUCAUCUCCGCCGUGGUCCCCAUGUUCGACGCCGGGAUCUUCAGGAGGCUCUGGAGGGUUAAGAGGCUGGACCUUGUCCCCCUCUGCGCGACGUUCCUGUUCUGCUUCUGGGAGGUGCAGUACGGCAUUGUGGCCGGGGUGCUGGUCUCAGGGAUCCUGCUGCUCUACUCCAUCGCCAGGCCCCCGCUGAAGGUGGGCUGCUCACCUCGCGUGGGUGCGCUGGGGCCGGCCAGGCUCAGCAGGGAGCGGGGAGCUCCCUGUGGCUCAUCCUCCCCGGGGGUCUUGUGCAGGUGUCGGGGCAGGGCACGCUGCUGGUGCAGCCGGGGAGCAGCCUGCACUUCCCAGCCAUCGAGCACCUCCGGGAUGUCAUCUGCAGCCGCGCUCUCUCAGCAGCACCCUCACCGCGCUCCGUCAUCCUGGACUGCCAGCACAUCAGCAGCAUCGAUUACACGGUGGUGGUGGGGCUGGCAGAGCUGCUGCAGGAGCUGCGCAAGCACGGCAUCUCGCUGGCCUUCUGCAGCCUGCAGGACCAGGUUCUCCGAGCCCUGCUGGCUGCAGACCUGGAAGGAUUCCGACAUUUCCCCAGCUGGGAGGAGGCAGAGCGGUGCAGCGGAGCGGAGCCGGGGGGCAGCGGGGCAGCCCCCUUCGACAGCACCAGCACCAGCGAGAGCUCGCUGCUGCCCACGGGGCUCAUCCAGUGAGGCAGAGGAGUUGCCUGGGGCUUUCUCAGGACCGCGUCUCCCUGCUGUUCCCGAUGGCCCCGGAGGCUGCACGCCCUGUGCAGGCAGGGCAGUGCCCGGCAGCGCGGGGGAGAGCCGGCAGGGGCGGGGGAGUGACCUGGAGGGUCCCUAUCGCUGCCACCGGGAGUCACCCUCCUCCAUUCCAGGCUGGCCCCAUCCUGGGAGCAGCUGCCUUUUUAAAAUCGGAUGUUUUAUUUUUGGAAAAUGUUCUUACUCGGAUCCGUUUUGAGCUCUGACACAGAGCGUGCUCUUGUCACCGUGAGUUUCAAGGAUGCUGGAGCCGCCCUGCACGCCCAAGGCCGUGCUGCAGCUCUCAAGCUCAGGCUGCCAGGAAAUAAUAAUAAUAAAAAAAAACGAAACAUUGA
Messenger RNA from Oxyura jamaicensis (ruddy duck), 2516 nucleotides. RefSeq names its product solute carrier family 26 member 11 (gene SLC26A11). The record is from RefSeq and is a predicted model, not a curated record. NCBI's taxonomy places the organism in Eukaryota, Metazoa, Chordata, Aves, Anseriformes, Anatidae. The transcript has 18 exons. Gene Ontology annotation, biological process: transmembrane transport. Gene Ontology annotation, molecular function: sulfate transmembrane transporter activity. Gene Ontology annotation, cellular component: membrane. Bases 218 to 2380 code for a protein of 720 amino acids.